GAAAAUAAGAUCCCACAGGUGCUUCUGGCUUGAUCUUUGUUUUUAUUACAAAAUGGUUUUGUGAUUUCUGGCUUUUCUAUCAUAUGAAAGGUUGGCUCGUUGUGCACUUUGGUCGCGGAGAAAUUCGCCUCCGAGGCUCCCAAGCUUUUACAAGGAAGAGGUUUGAGUCGACUUUUGGUAAUGAGCUACAAAUCCAUGUCCGAGCUUUGUCUGAUGGAAAAAUGUGUGUAGCUCGCUGGAAUUUUGAUCGACACUUGCAACCUUGACUUGUCCAUUGGCCAGUGCUCAAGCAGAGACGUCGCCAUGGCAACUCUGCUCUUGAAUGGGGCGGGACGCUAUGGUCGCAAUGGUUUCUUCAAAAUGCUCCGGAAGAGAGUAUCAGAUUUGUCCGUGUUGAGCCCCAGGGAGAUUCUCAACAAACAGAUCGAAGUCUGGACUUCGGCAGCAGGUAGCUCGGGAAGAAUAGCAAGGAUCGGGAUGUGCUCCAUGGGCAUUGCUUUGAGCAGGUUCCUCACUGUUGAAACGGGAGUUUCCGACGAGCUCGUCCACCUCCAAAGUAACUUUUUCGGUUCUUGUUCUUUUGGUUUCAAGGGUGACAUGAAAACGUUCAACAGGAUCCAAAAAACUUGACAUCUUGCUGGUUCUUACGAGCUACUAUGACAAAUCCGACAAGUUUAAGCGCGAGCUUCUCAUAGCCACUGAGGGCGAAGGACUGCUCCAAAC
This is a messenger RNA of Selaginella moellendorffii, 723 nucleotides long. RefSeq lists its product as uncharacterized. The coding region runs from base 304 to 630 and encodes 108 amino acids. The transcript has 4 exons. The record is from RefSeq and is a predicted model, not a curated record. Lineage: Eukaryota; Viridiplantae; Streptophyta; Lycopodiopsida; Selaginellales; Selaginellaceae.